Marasmius oreades (fairy-ring Marasmius) is the source of this 693-nucleotide messenger RNA. RefSeq lists its product as uncharacterized. The transcript has a single exon. The record is from RefSeq and is a predicted model, not a curated record. Bases 1 to 693 code for a protein of 230 amino acids. NCBI's taxonomy places the organism in Eukaryota, Fungi, Basidiomycota, Agaricomycetes, Agaricales, Marasmiaceae.
AUGUUCCAAUCCCCUAAAAACCUGAAGGCUGUUCUCAAUAAUUUAGCUCAAGAUAUAUCGAUGUGUGCACCUACACCCCCUGCACCGCGAAAGUCGUCAGCUCCAAGUAAUCAGGAGGUGCUGAAAACAGAGACUGAACUUCGCCCACUUUAUCCUUUCAACUUCCCCCCUGAAAUCUUGAACCUUGAAAUCGAGUUGGACAAAGUUUGUCGCUUUAGAGCGAUGGCUGAAUGCUACUUCAUUCCUCCUAGUUCCAACAGUGAUUACAUCUUUUGGGCAGACUUUUCCUCGCUCAGUGAUGUGAGUGCGUUUCUCACUCGAUAUCAGCCAGAACCGGACGACGGGACUGGGGCCUGGGCCGAAAUUUUUCUUGCUGCGGUGGCACGAAAAGUACUCCCUUUAGUUUGUAUGGAGGUUCUGGAUUUGUGGUAUAAGGAGCGCUGGCUGGUAGCUCAAGGCGAGUUUCAGAGCAUGAUGGAGAUUUUACAGGGGCUGUCAUUGAAAAGUCAAAAGAGGGAGAGUUACAUCAGGCCAGGUCUGCGCUUCAACCACAACACAGAGACCCUUGCCUGUUCAUCACAAAAAUUGGGGGGGGACUGGAUACGGGUUUAUCCUAGCAUGUCUGCAGGAUCUUCUUCAAGAAUAUGUGUCAUUACCCUGUCAGCUGACAUAGGGUAUUAUCUGGGUUUAUAA